CCCUGGCCCCAGCAUGCUGCUUCCGGGGGGCCGGCUUUGGCGGCUCCUGCCUUACGGGCUCAGGGUCUGGGGGUCGGCGGAGGGGGCCGCCGGAGUGUGGCUGAGGCAACUCGGCGCGCGGCGAGAGGAGGCGAGGCUGACCUCGCAACUCGCCCGCUACGGCUGGGGAAGCCGGUCCUGGAGCACCGGGGUGCCGCCCCCGCCGGGGUCGUCCGGCCCGGAGCCCAAGGGCGGCAGAGACCCCACGCGCCCCUCCAAGCCCGGGCCUGUUUCUUGGAAGUCUUUGGCAUUCACAUUUGCAAUCGGUGGAGCUUUAUUGGCUGGAAUGAAGUACUUCAAGAAAGAAAAGACACAGAAGCUGGAGAAGGAACGGCAGCGAAGCCUGGGAAAGCCUCUGCUCGGGGGCCCGUUUUCCCUCACAACGCAUACUGGAGAGCCCAAAACCGACAAAGACUACGUGGGUCAGUGGGUGUUGAUUUAUUUUGGUUUCACUCAUUGCCCUGAUGUCUGCCCAGAAGAACUAGAAAAAAUGAUUCAAGUUGUGGAUGAGAUAGAUGAUAUUCCAACUCUGCCAAAUUUAACUCCACUUUUCAUCACUAUUGACCCAGAAAGGGACACAAAAGAAGCCAUCGCAAAUUAUGUGAAAGAAUUUUCUCCCAAACUGGUUGGCCUGACUGGCAGCAAAGAAGAGAUUGAUCAAGUGGCCCGAGCGUACCGGGUGUAUUACAGCCCUGGCCCCAAGGACGAGGACGAGGACUACAUAGUGGAUCAUACAAUAAUCAUGUACUUGAUUGGACCAGAUGGUCAGUUCCUAGAUUAUUUUGGCCAGAACAAGAAGAAUGCGGAAAUUGCCGGUUCCAUCGCCGCGCACAUGCGGGAACACAGGAAGAGGAGGUAGCCCGGCCGCAGCCCGCUGCGUGUUCUCUUGCGAAAGAGGAGAAGAGCUUUGUCUGCCUUAGGAGCCACAUGUGUAUGCACACACACUCGCAUUUGCAACCCACAGAACGGCCUUCGCACUGCAAGAACACCUGUCUCUGGGACAGGGCAUGUCACUUUGGGUUCAGCCAGGAGAGUUCCGGAACCGUGAAGAUUCCUGCCAGGCAGGAACCAGUCAGCGUGAAGCUGGAGGAGCAGACCCUGGGAAGUCGGGGAGGCCGGGCAGGUACGUUUCCCCGCGGCAGCAGGGCCCUCGGAUCAGCGUCGCUGCCUCUCCGGUGCCCUGGACCCUUCUCGUCCAGGGUCUAGGGCUGAAUUCCAAAAAGGGUGACGUUUCCUUAGUGCCCUUGCUUUUCCUCUUCGAGUUCUUGGUGGCGGGUAACGGUCAGAUCAGGCUCUCGGACAUUCGUAGUGAGUCUUCAGACAUGAAAGCGCACGUGUGUACAGUCCUGUGUGCUGGCAGAUCUCACGGUCAUGUCCGCAUUGUGUUCCCCUGUCAGCUGCUGAGUUUACUGAUGAAGAGGAAAUCUGUUGUUUGGGGAAAAACCACUAGAUCAGUUUCUCUAGGGAUCUUUUAUGUGAUUUUUAUUGAAACGUGCUGGGUUUUCAGUGACCUACCAAGUGGAUAGAAGAGGAUCUCGAUCAUGACUGUGACUCAGGGCACUUGUUUGCUGACACUGGGUUGCAGUGGGUGUGAAAUAAAGGUGUGUGCGGUUUUGCAA
Molecule: messenger RNA, 1658 nt
Organism: Lutra lutra (Eurasian river otter)
Lineage: Eukaryota; Metazoa; Chordata; Mammalia; Carnivora; Mustelidae
Gene: SCO1
Product: protein SCO1 homolog, mitochondrial
Exons: 6
Coding region: 14-898 (294 amino acids)
Biological process (GO): mitochondrial respiratory chain complex IV assembly
Source: RefSeq, a predicted model, not a curated record